Molecule: messenger RNA, 2040 nt
Organism: Callithrix jacchus (white-tufted-ear marmoset)
Lineage: Eukaryota; Metazoa; Chordata; Mammalia; Primates; Cebidae
Gene: TSPAN13
Product: tetraspanin 13
Cellular component (GO): membrane
Source: RefSeq, a predicted model, not a curated record
UCCUCACCUGCUCUCGGGGAAACCACACCUAGGCCGCCGACACCAGCUCUGGCCUGGGGCUCCCUCCCCCACGGCCUUGGCCCCCUCCCCCUCGCCCCAGGAUCGCUCCUCCCCUCCCGGAUCCCAGCGGGCGGAGCGCAUUUAUUUGCAUAUUUCUACCUUUGUUCCCGGCCAGCGGCCAAUCAGCGCGCGGGGCCAGGCGAAGGGUCUGGGCGGGGCUCCGGCUCCGGCUCCGGCUCCUGCUCAGCUGCGGCGGCCGCAGGUUCCAGAGCGGGUCCGAGCCGCCGCCGGCGCGCCGCGCACUGCAGCCCCCGGCUCCGGCCCCCCACCCGCGUCCGCGCUGCUGCCCCGCCUGGGUCAGGCCCCAAAGACAAGGACAAAGCGGCUGUCCGGGAAGCUCCGCCGGAGUCUAAUUUACGUGCGGCUGCUGGCAACCACAGGUUCCAAGAUGGUUUGCGGGGGCUUCGCGUGUUCCAAGAACUGCCUGUGCGCCCUCAACCUGCUUUACACCUUGGUUAGUCUGCUGCUAAUUGGAAUUGCUGCGUGGGGCAUUGGCUUCGGGCUGAUUUCCAGUCUCCGAGUGGUCGGAGUGGUCAUUGCCGUGGGCAUCUUCUUGUUCCUGAUUGCUUUAGUGGGGCUGAUCGGAGCCGUAAAACACCAUCAGGUGUUGCUAUUUUUUUAUAUGAUUAUUCUCUUACUCGUAUUUAUUGUCCAGUUUUCUGUGUCCUGUGCUUGUUUAGCCCUGAACCAGGAGCAACAGGGUCAGCUUCUUGAGGUUGGUUGGAACAAUACAGCAAGUGCUCGAAAUGACAUCCAGAGAAAUUUAAACUGCUGUGGGUUCCGAAGUUUUAACCCAAAUGACACCUGUCCGGCUAGCUGUGUUAAAAGUGACCACCCGUGCUCGCCGUGUGCUCCGAUCAUAGGAGAAUACGCUGGAGAGGUUUUGAGAUUUGUUGGUGGCAUUGGCCUGUUCUUCAGUUUUACAGAGAUCCUGGGUGUUUGGCUGACCUACAGAUACAGGAACCAGAAAGAUCCCCGUGCUAAUCCUAGUGCAUUCCUUUGAUGAGAAAACAAAGAAGAUUUUCUUUCGUAUUCUGAUCCUGUUUACUUUCUGUAGUUUUAUGUUAAGCUCAAUUUGCCAGUUGAAGGAAGGAAACACUGUCUGGAAAAUUACAUUAUACAUAGCGGAAUUAUAUAUUUUUACUCUGCGUUUCUCUAAAUGUUUUUUUCUUUUUCUGUUGCUGAAAAAUAUUUGAAACUUGUGGUCUUUGAAGCUCAGUGGCACCUGGAAUUUAUUGUAUUCAGUGUUGGGCACUGUCCACUGUGGCCUUUCUUAGCAUUUUUACCUGCAGAAAAACUUUGUCUGGCACCACUGUGUUGAUCAUUUGGUGAAUCUAAACGUACAUCUCACUGGUAUACAUUUCACUGGUAUAAUUAUAUGUAGCACUGUGCUGUGUAGAUAGUUCCUACUGGAGAAAGAGUUGAUGUUUAUUAAAAUCAAAGUAUGAGAUUCUAUUAUGUUAAGGGAAAUCCAAAUUCCCAAUUUGUUUUUUUUUUUUUUUUUUGUCUUUUUAGGAAAGAGGUGUUGUGAUAAAAUGUGUUAGUAUAAAAAUGAUGAUUUACUUGUAGUAGUCUUUUAUGAUUACACCAAUGUACUCUAGAAAUAGUUACGUCUUAGGAAAUUGUGAUUCAGUUUUUGACUUUUACAGGUAAGUGUGAGGGAGAAGUGGUUUCAUGAAAUGUUCUAAUGCAUAACAUUUCCAUCAGAAUGGAAUAUAAUCUUGAUAUUGUUUUAUAAUAAUUUGAAGUCUAAGAGACUGCAUUUUUAAACAAGUUACUAUUAAUGUGUUGGCCCAUGUAGCAAAAAGAUACUCAAUUAUCUUAAAAAUUGUUAAUUACCUUUUUCAUGAAAUUUCUCAGUAUUGUAACAGCAACUUGUCAAACCUAAGCAUAUUUGAAUGUGAUUCCCAAUAAUUUGAAAUGGAAAUUGUAUUGUGUGGCUCUGUAUAUUCUGUUAAACAAUUAAAGGACAGAAACCUU